CAGAUUCCCUCUGGAAAUCCAUUAUAUGAAUCUUACUACAAGCAGGUCGACCCAGCGUACACAGGGAGGGUCGGCGCGAGUGACGCGGCGCUGUUUCUGAAGAAGUCUGGUCUCUCGGACAUCGUCCUCGGGAAGAUAUGGGACUUGGCCGACCCCGAGGGGAAAGGGUUCUUGGACAAGCAGGGCUUCUAUGUUGCACUGAGACUGGUGGCAUGUGCGCAGAGUGGCCACGAAGUCACCUUGAGCAAUCUGAACUUGAGCAUGCCGCCACCCAAAUUCCACGACACCAGCAGCCCUCUGAUGGCCACGCCGCCCUCCGCGGAGGCCCACUGGGCUGUGAGGGUGGAGGAAAAGGCCAAGUUUGAUGGGAUUUUUGAGAGCCUCUUGCCCGUCAAUGGUCUGCUCUCUGGAGACAAGGUCAAGCCUGUUCUCAUGAACUCCAAGCUACCUCUCGAUGUCCUGGGCAGGGUCUGGGACCUCAGUGACAUUGACAAGGAUGGGCACCUGGACCGGGACGAGUUCGCUGUGGCCAUGCACUUGGUGUACCGCGCCCUCGAGAAGGAGCCCGUGCCCUCUGUCCUGCCCCCGUCCCUCAUCCCACCCGCCAAGAGGAAGAAGACUGUGUUUCCCGGCGCGGUCCCCGUCCUGCCCGCCAGCCCCCCGCCCAAAGACAGCCUGCGCUCCACACCAUCCCACGGCAGUGUCAGCAGCCUCAACAGCGCGGGGAGCUUGUCCCCCAAGCACAGCGGCAAGCAGACGCAGCCUGCAGUGAGCUGGGUGGUGCCAGUGACUGAUAAGAUGCGUUUUGACGAGAUAUUCCUGAAGACUGACCUGGACCUGGACGGCUACGUGAGCGGCCAGGAGGUGAAGGAGAUCUUCAUGCACUCUGGCCUCACCCAGAGCCUUCUGGCACACAUAUGGGCCCUGGCCGAUACGAGGCAGACGGGGAAGUUAAGCAAAGACCAAUUUGCGUUAGCUAUGCACUUCAUUCAACAGAAGGUCAGCAAAGGCAUCGACCCCCCACAAGUCCUCUCACCUGACAUGAUCCCCCCCUCUGAGAGAGGCACCCCCAUCCCGGACAGCUCAAGCUCUCUGGGCUCUGGGGAGUUCACUGGCGUGAAGGAACUGGAUGACAUCAGCCAGGAGAUUGCGCAGCUCCAGAGAGAGAAGUACUCGCUGGAACAGGACAUUAGAGAUAAGGAGGAGGCCAUCAGGCAGAAAACCAGCGAGGUCCAGGAAUUACAAAAUGACCUAGACCGUGAAACCAGCAGUUUGCAAGAGCUCGAAGCCCAGAAGCAAGAUGCCCAAGAUCGCCUGGACGAGAUGGACCAGCAGAAGGCCAAGCUGCGCGACAUGCUAAGUGACGUCCGGCAGAAGUGCCAGGAUGAGACACAGAUGAUCUCCUCAUUGAAGACACAGAUCCAGUCUCAGGAAUCUGACCUGAAGUCGCAGGAGGAUGAUCUGAAUCGGGCCAAGUCGGAGCUGACUCGGCUGCAGCAGGAGGAGACGCAGCUGGAGCAGAGCAUCCAGGCGGGACGGGCCCAGCUGGAGACCAUCAUCAAGUCUCUGAGGUCCACGCAGGAUGAGAUCAACCAGGCAAGAAGUAAGCUUUCCCAGCUGCAUGAGAGCCGCCAGGAAGCCCACAGGAGCCUUGAGCAGUGUGACCAGGCACUGGAUGGGGCCCAUGGUGCCAGCCUGACAGACCUGGCCAGCCUCAGCGAAGGCGUCUCCCUGGCAGAGAGGGGCGGUUUUGGAGCCAUGGACGAUCCUUUCAAAAACAAAGCCUUGUUAUUUAGCAACAACACACAGGAGCUGCACCCAGACCCUUUCCAGGUGGAAGACCCCUUCAAGUCCGACCCGUUCCGAGGUGCCGACCCCUUCAAAGGUGACCCGUUCCAGAACGACCCCUUUGCGGAACAGCAGACAGCCUCGGCAGAUCCAUUUGGAGGGGAUCCUUUCAAAGAAAGUGACCCGUUCCGUGGCUCCGCCACCGAUGACUUCUUCAAGAAACAGACAAAGAACGACCCGUUUACCUCAGACCCAUUCACCAAGAACCCUUCUUUACCCUCGAAGCUCGACCCCUUUGAGUCCAGUGAUCCCUUUUCAUCCUCCAGUGUCUCGUCAAAAGGAUCAGAUCCCUUUGGAAACCUAGACCCCUUUGGAAGCGGGUCCUUCAGUAGUGCUGAAGGCUUUGCUGACUUCAGCCAGAUGUCCAAGCCCCCAGCUUCUGGCCCUUUCACCUCCUCCCUGGGAGGGGCAGGAUUCUCAGAUGACCCCUUUAAAAGUAAACAGGACACUCCUGCUCUGCCUCCGAAGAAACCCGCUCCUCCACGGCCUAAGCCGCCCAGCGGUAAAAGCACGCCCGUAAGCCAGCUUGGUCCUGCAGACUUUCCCGAGCCGCCCGACCCCUUCCAGCCGCUCGGGGCUGACAGCGUCGACCCGUUCCAAAGUAAAAAGGGGUUUGGGGACCCGUUUAGUGGAAAAGAUCCGUUUGUCCCCUCUUCUUCGGCCAAGCCCUCCAAGGCCUCUUCCUCGGGGUUUGCAGACUUCACCUCUGUAAGUUGAGUCCUCCGCCUCCAUGCCCUCACCCUUCGCUCGAGCUUGUGGGGUCGCCUUGUCCCUCGGUGGGCGGGCCCCCGGCUCGCUGCGGCCCCGGCAGCUCGGUGUCCCUCACGUUACGUGUUCAGUACCGCCGCAUCCGUGUGAAACGCAAGAAGAGUGACAGCCUGCGACUGUGGCAGGGCAUGCUUUCUUCAGCAGGCACGGAGUGGGCUGCGUCCGUCCCUGUGGUGGACACUGUAUUAUUUCUGUCACGCAAAGGCCAUUGGAGUCACCGGUUUGGGAAGCCAAGAUGCCAAGCGCUUCCACAGUGUGAAGGCAGGGUUGCCGGAGGGACAGCCGGCCCCGCUGUCUCCAGGAGGCCUUGAGCGUGAGCCCUGACUGCCUGCCCCAUGCACUCUGUGCACGAGGACUGCAGAAAGACCGACGGGACGCCCAAAGGAACAGCAGUUUGAGGUCUAAAAGCAUUUAUUUCAGUUUCCGGCCUCCGUGCAAAGAGGGAUCCGGUCUAGAACUCCGAAGUCUUUCCUUUGGCCAAAACGGAAAGAGCGCAACGGUGCCACUCAGCACAGUGACGUGCCUUUCAGAAGCAUAUCGUGGAUUUUGAAAGUCUGGCUCUAUUUUCUCUGUGUGAAGAAUAUUCCAGAUUGUAAAGUGUCGUCGCUUGAGGGAGUUCCCAGGCCCUUCCUUGGAACACAAAAACCUCCUCUGAGAGCUGCAGAUGUCAUCUUUCCGAAGUCAGUUUCACUGUGUACUCAUUUCUAAAAAGGUUUUCUUGGUUCAAAUUUCCUAGGUGCCCCAUCUCACCUCCAGGGUGAGGUGUGCUGUUCAUAGCUGCUUCGACUCCUGAAAUGUUCGUUGCUAAACAAGCCCUGCCAUAUCAGUGCAUAGACAACACCCAGUGUGUUCCUGAACCAAUGUGGCGACCUUUACCAUCCACAGCUGUCCUGUGGUUCAUUUAUUUAUUUGAUGGUCUUCCUCUGUUGCCCAGGCUGGAGUGCAGUGGCAUGAGCAUGGC
This is a messenger RNA of Carlito syrichta (Philippine tarsier), 3577 nucleotides long. It is a transcript of the gene EPS15L1, whose product is annotated as epidermal growth factor receptor pathway substrate 15 like 1. Gene Ontology annotation, molecular function: cadherin binding; calcium ion binding. Bases 262 to 2565 code for a protein of 767 amino acids. The transcript is spliced from 22 exons. Gene Ontology annotation, cellular component: cytoplasm; clathrin coat of coated pit; plasma membrane. Gene Ontology annotation, biological process: endocytosis; endosomal transport. Lineage: Eukaryota; Metazoa; Chordata; Mammalia; Primates; Tarsiidae. The record is from RefSeq and is a predicted model, not a curated record.